CCAUAGAGUCCUUUUCCAGGAGUAGAGCCACGGGUGAUUGUCCUUGGAUUACUUUUUAGUUAUUAAAGAAGCAACUCGGAUGUUUUCGGUGUAAUAAUUUAAUAUGACUUUGUGAGGAUAUAUAUCUGUAUGCAUAUUUAUCUAAGCUUCCUGGCACUAUCGACAUGAUGCAGUUCUUUGUAUUUGCGGCUGCUUUUCUCUUUGCGCACGAAAUCACCGAAGCCGCACGCUCUGACAAGUGCGCCUCCCGGUGCGACGUAGGCUCGUGUCCUAGCCCCAGCUGUCCCGGUGGGUACGUUCUGGACAGAUGUAACUGCUGCCUGGUGUGCUCCCCGCGCGAAGGAGACCCCUGCGGCCGCAAAGACGACCUGCCCUGCGGGGAUGGAUUGGAGUGCAAGCUGCUCACUGCGGGGAAGCGGCGAGGCUCCAAAGGGGUCUGUCGGUGUAAGAUGGAAGAUGAAGUGUGUGGAAGCGACGGGAAAACGUAUGGAAAUGUGUGUAAGAUGAGAGCAGCCAGUCGGAAAGCUCUACUCAAGGGGAGACCCGCUGUCAGCCAAGCGCACAAAGGACCGUGUUCACCUUCAGGCGCAGGUCGGACCCUGAUCCGUCUCAGCAGCCCUCGGUAUAAGUUCAACUUCAUCGCUGAUGUUGUGGAGAAAAUAGCCCCUGCUGUCGUCCACAUUGAGCUGUUCUUAAGACAUCCUCUCUUAGGUCGCCACGUGCAUCUCUCCAGUGGUUCUGGGUUCAUUGUGUCCCACUCAGGUGUGAUUGUGACCAAUGCUCAUGUGGUAACUACAGCUGCCUUGGUGACAGGAAGGCCGCAGCUGCGUGUUCAGCUCCACGACGGGGAUGCAUAUGAGGCCGUGGUGAGAGAUGUAGACAGGAAGGCAGACAUCGCCACAAUCAAGGUCAAUCCACAGCAGAAGAAACUGUGCGUGCUGUCUCUGGGCCGUUCAGCUGAUCUGAGGCCAGGCGAGUUUGUGGUUGCCAUUGGCAGCCCCUUCGCCCUGCAGAACACCGUCACCACUGGCAUCGUCAGCACAGCACAAAGAGAUGGCAAGGAGCUGGGCAUAAAGGACUCAGACAUGGACUACAUCCAAACUGAUGCAAUUAUUAACUACGGCAAUUCAGGAGGACCCCUUGUUAACUUGGAUGGCGAGGUGAUCGGAAUCAACACUCUUAAAGUGACCGCAGGGAUCUCCUUUGCUAUACCGGCAGACCGCAUCAGCCUCUUUCUCUCUGAGUCGCAGAUUAAACACAAAAAAGAAAAGAAACCGCAGAGAAGACACAUGGAGGAACCACAGGCUGAUGCAGAGGUGUCACAAGUAAAGAGAUAUUUUUUAGGCAUCUGGAUGGUCACCAUCACUAAAGCUCUCACAGCAGAGUUGCGACUUCAUAAGCCAGACUUCCCUGACAUCAGCAGUGGAGUUUUGGUGCGGCAGGUCAUACCUAACACUCCAGCAGAAAAUGGAGGGAUUAGGGAAGGUGAUGUAAUAGUGAAGUUGAAUGGAAAGCCGGUCAGGACCACUGAAGACAUCCACAAGGUGUUGCGGAGCGACCAGCCACUCCUACUUGAGAUUCGCAGAGGGAACGAUGACUUGCUCUUCAAUAUUCACCCUCAGCUUUUGGUGCAUUGAAGACUGGGAGAACUGAUUUGUUUUAAGUGUGAACAGGCAGGAGUCAGUUGUUGAGAAAAUAGGUUCAAUAUUGAUUUCUGAUUAAAACAAGAGAACAGAGCAUUUCCUGUCCUAAUCAACUAGUCUGUUGAAGUACACUUUAUUAGAGUUUGAAAUACUGUAACACACUGUUUAAUACACACCUCAAAAUACAGUUGAGUAGAAUCCAUUGCACUGUGUAUUUAAGGCGCUUUAGAAUAAAGGCUACCAAA
Messenger RNA from Archocentrus centrarchus (flier cichlid), 1888 nucleotides. RefSeq names its product serine protease HTRA3-like. Gene Ontology annotation, molecular function: protein binding; serine-type endopeptidase activity. Lineage: Eukaryota; Metazoa; Chordata; Actinopteri; Cichliformes; Cichlidae. The transcript is spliced from 10 exons. Bases 165 to 1637 code for a protein of 490 amino acids. Gene Ontology annotation, cellular component: extracellular region. The record is from RefSeq and is a predicted model, not a curated record. Gene Ontology annotation, biological process: proteolysis.